Messenger RNA from Mustela lutreola (European mink), 5766 nucleotides. RefSeq names its product four and a half LIM domains 5 (gene FHL5). Gene Ontology annotation, molecular function: transcription coactivator activity. Gene Ontology annotation, biological process: positive regulation of transcription by RNA polymerase II. Gene Ontology annotation, cellular component: nucleus; Z disc. NCBI's taxonomy places the organism in Eukaryota, Metazoa, Chordata, Mammalia, Carnivora, Mustelidae. The record is from RefSeq and is a predicted model, not a curated record. The transcript has 8 exons. The coding region runs from base 334 to 1140 and encodes 268 amino acids.
GCAGGGAAUGGUGAGUCCACAGUGAGGUUCGGGAAGCAGGUAACAACCUGCAGUUAUUCUAGUCAAAUCCAAGGCUCUAAGUUCUCAAAUUUCCUAAGAACGCAGUGAUAGAGGCCAUACCCCAAGGUUAAUCUCUCAAGCACCAAAAAUUCUGCAGCACAAGCCACCUGAGAUCAACACAUCAUCUAAUGGCAGCUCGGCUUGAGCUACAGAAUGAACCUCUCUGCUUACACAUGGGAGGUUGUCACCAGGACUGAUCCAAAAUGACAACAGCUCAAUUUGAUUGUCAAUACUGCACAGCAUCACUUCUUGGGAAGAAGUAUGUACUAAAGAAUGACAAUCCAUAUUGUGUUUCAUGUUACGAUCGUAUCUUUUCUAACUAUUGUGAGGAGUGCAAAGAACCAAUCGAAUCAGGUUCCAAGGAUCUUGGUUACAAAGGCCGACACUGGCAUGAAGCAUGCUUCAACUGUGCCAAAUGCAAUCACUCUUUGGUGGAAAAGCCUUUUGCUGCCAAGGACGAGCGCCUGCUGUGCUCGGAGUGCUACUCUAACGAGUGCUCCUGCAAGUGCUUCCACUGCAAGAGGACCAUCAUGCCUGGUUCUUAUUUGGGGUGGCACAGGUUCCCGCAAAAUGGAAUUUAAGGGAAACUACUGGCAUGAAACCUGCUUUGUGUGUGAGCAUUGUCGACAGCCAAUAGGAACGAAACCUUUGAUUUCCAAAGAGAGUGGCAAUUAUUGUGUGCCAUGUUUUGAGAAGGCGUUUGCUCAUUACUGCAGCUUUUGUAAGAAGGUGAUAACAUCAGGUGGGAUAACGUUUCAUGACCAGCCGUGGCAUAAAGAGUGUUUUCUGUGCAGUAGCUGUAGGAAAGAGCUCUGUGAAGAAGAGUUUAUGUCCAGAGAUGAUUAUCCAUUCUGUCUGGACUGCUACAAUCAUCUUUAUGCCAAAAAGUGUGCAGCCUGUACCAAGUCUAUUACUGGUCUCAGAGGCGCCAAAUUUAUCUGCUUUCAAGACCGCCAGUGGCACAGUGAAUGCUUUAACUGUGGAAAGUGCUCAGUCUCCUUGGUGGGGGAAGGCUUCCUGACCCAGAACAAGGAAAUCUUCUGCCGCAAAUGUGGCUCUGGAUUGGAAACUGACAUCUAGAGGGAGAAGAGCCCUUCCUCACCUGAAAUCCACCUUGCUUUUGUUCUCACUAAAUCCAGACCUUGCUUGAAGUAGUAUUUCUGAGUUAUGUUUCAGCACAUUUUAAUGCAGCGUUUAUAGCAGGAGGAUUUUUUGCACACACACACACACACACACCGAUUGAACUGUAUCAUAAGAGCUCAGAAAAAGCAGUCGAACAGGAAUGAACAUAUCCUAACUCACAAAGGCAUCUCUCCUUGCAAAAUACUGCACUCUGCUGUUAAAAGCAUAGGAGAAUAUCUCCUUAUUGCAAUCAAACAUAUGACCUAUACCUAGAAGUAUGGAUGUUAUUACCAAAGACUGAUGGUUUUAAAACUGCAGAGUAAAAAAAGGAAAUUAAGAGAUUAAAUUGACAGGCAUAUGUGAAGCUAAUGUUUGCAUUCCUAGCUAGCUAGUUAUAUAUAAAGUGAUAGACUGGCUAUUGUUGGUAGAAGAACAAAACUGAUCAGAAAAACUGAUCAGUAAUCAUCCGAUUUGAGAAUUCUGCCCCUUUAUCAUUCUUUUAUUCACACAUACUGACUUUGGAGCUGCAAAACAAAACUGCAGUUUGACCUCCUAUAUGCUGCUUCCAGAGCUAGCUGGCUCCAUGUUUAACAAAUGGAAAUGAGAAUUUGGACACUGUGGCUCUCAUACUCUGCAUGGUUAUGAAGGGAUCUUCUCUACCUGGGGAUAGUUAGAGCCUAGGUUUCAACACAUGUUGCACCAAAUGCAUUUUCAAAGCCCACAUGAUUUUUUUAAAUACUUAACAGAUUCCAUGAAAGAGAAGUCUAUUCUCUCAAAUGAGCUAACUGGGGUAAUCAUUGUCCCCAAAGGCAAACCUUUAAAGUAAAUAGAUCAUUAAGUCAUCACUUGUGGAAAUGAGUUUUAGGAAAGGGAUUGAGCGAUGGAACAUGACUUUCAUCCCGAUAUCUACAGGCAUAAUAGAAUGCAUAAUUACCUCUGAGCUUCAUGCAUUUUGCCUUCUAAAAUUACACAGUUGAUUAAUGAGAAGACAUGAAAGUGGGCUUUGACAGAAUUUAGUAAUAAUAAGAAGUGAGAAAAAAUAAUUCACUGCUGAUAAUUCUGGACCUAUAAAGCAAUACCAUAGACCAAUAUGGGCGGUAGAUGAGCCCUCCCCACUGUUGCACCACACCUGUGCCACCCCCCUCACCUCAUGCCAACCAUGUACCAAGAGUUCCAACCUCCUGCAUGGCCCACAGCUCCUGCAUGGCCCACAGGUUCUCUCCCAACCCUGAGCAGCCAUUCUACAAAUAAGUCAGUGUUUAUCGGUCACAAGAGAAGAAACAGCCUUAAUGAAAAGUUUAUCACCAUAUGCAUGUCGUUCUGCCAGACAUCAACUAAUGAUCGCCCUACCGAGCUGCAAUAUUUUCCACAUUAUGAGGGACAAAUGAAAAGCAAACUCUUUUCUCCAUGGUCAAUUACUGUCUUUGUUAUAGUGUCACUUAGGUGGAGUAGAGGGAGGUCAGAAGAAAGCUAUGCGGACGUAACAUUUUUAUAAGUGUCUACUUUCAGAUUACUGCCUAGCACUAAAGGUUCUGAUUGAAACCUAAUUAUAUGAUGUAGCUGAUUACAGUGAUUAAAAUAGUAUCACAGGAGAUGCAAUUAAAAUUGUUAUGGAAACACAAUUUUUGAAAUAGUUCAAAAUGCAAGGACGUUUGGAGAUGCUAACAAUUUACAGUUGCUAAUAAAAGGUCAGGUUACAAAGGCUGUUUGAAAGAUAUAACUGUCUUUUUUUGUGUAUGUGUAGUAACAACACCAAGAUAACUUUUCACAUUCACAGUUUAAGAUGUAGGCAAAACCGUCAAUAUUUUUCCUGCAUUGUUUGAAAUUGCACAUAUAGAACUAAACACUCCAAUUGUUCUCUGAACCAGAACAUAAUAGUGCAUUAUAUGUUUAGAAAACCAAGCCCUUUUAAAAGGUCUGGAUAAAUAUAUGAUAUGUAACAUUGUCUGAGUUAACCAGUUACAGAAAAACAUGCAAAAUGUGAUGAAUUUUCUAAGUUAAACAAUGAGUAAUGUUUAAGCAUUUCGCUUUGUGUAUGGGCAAGUAUGCACGUGGUCAGGUUUGCAUUCUAUCUGUACAAUUAAAAUUUACAGAAUCGUUUCUGAGAUAGAGAUUCUUUUCUCAUAUCUGAGAUAUUCGUUUCUCCUUUGAUACAUAUACUUAAAUACAUAUACUUUCACAUAUAAAUAAUUUCAUAUUUAGAAUUUAGCUUCAUUAUCAGAUAUGUAUUGUACCAUGCACAGAGUUGGAGCUCAAACCGCUGUGGUUCUGGGGUGGUGGGAGAUCACGUUAUGGAAAUGCGAGAUUGCCAGAUACAGAAAUCUUCCCUAGAGCUGAAAAACAGUGCCACUGUGGACGUAAUAUACAUAUGCAAAACUCUGAAGAAAGAAGACCUCAUUAGACUGCCAUACACACAAAGAUAUAAGUACUGUAUACUGUAAUUGAUUUUGGGUCAGUAAAGAGAAAAGCUCUCUGACCUAUCCAGAGAUGGAAUAGACUGCCUCAGGAAGCAGUGGGCACCCAGUGAUUCAAGGAGUGACAUGUGCAUGGGCAGGAAAGCAGUUAGAAGCCAAUCCUGUGUGCUAAUAACAACCAGAUGGCUUGGAAGUAGCAGAGAGACUGUGCCAAAGAGCAAGAAGAAAUGAGAGAGCUAAAAAGAGAAAAGGUCAGAUGAAGACAGAAUAUUAAUUCUGAGGAUAAAAGCUUUAUAUGUGAUAUAACAGAGACUAGAAAGUGACUAACUGCUCUCAAAGAGAGGAGAAAAACAUUAUGCCUGUGUUUGAGGAACAUUAUGCUAAUGAUUCUGUAUGGCCUAGAACUGAAGGGGGCAGGAUUUCAAAAGCUAAGUCUCUUAAUGCAGUAACACAUUUGGUGAGUGGCCACAGAAAAGAAAGAAGGAGCAAUGGGUAAUGCAAGCCAAGAGCUAUCGAUGAGAAUACAAGUCAAUGAAUCAAAAUAUUUUAUGUUAGCAUGUUAGGAUUAAAUAUAACAAAGAAAAACAAAAGAAUUUCUGUUUCCAUAAUAAUAGGUAGGGUACACAAGGUUUCAAUUUUCACUUAACAAGAUCAUAAACAUGUUAUAUUGGAACAGUCCAGGUUCAUUGGUUAAGUGAAGUAUGACAGAGUACCAUCCUGGAUUCAGAAUGUACCCAGUCACUAUAGCUUUAAAAGGAACAUUAAGAAAAGAAAGAACAUUAAGUUACACAUUGGAAUGAAAGAUUGGCCAACCAUUGUAAAAAUGCAUGAUGCUGUCACAAAUGGUGUUGGUUAAAAAUUGUUGCAAAAUAUAGAAGCACAAAUAAAAAAUAAAACCUAAUAACAUAUCUCUGAUAUUAGUGACACCAGUUUUGAAUUUAAGAAAAAAGGUAUUUUUUAAUCUACUUGGUAUACUGAUAAUCAUAUUUUAAAUAAGAAAAUGAUUGUUAGAGUAUGUUUCAGAUAUAUUUAAGUGAGCACAUAAAUUAUUCUCAAAUAAUUUAGAUAGAUAUUUACUAUUGUAAUAAUAUAGUUUUUACCUAUUUUUACAAAUUGUCAUUUUCAGAAGUUUCUUAUGCUGAAUAAAUUUGCACAAUACUCAUUCUUCAAUUGUUUUUAGAGAUUUAUUUUUUACAUUAACUGUGUCAAUAUGGAAUAGCUUUGUUGUGUUUCUACUUCUAGUACAUAAGGUAGCAUGAUGACUUUUAUCUUCUUGUCCCAUCCAUUUUUACAAUACCCAAAUUAACUACAUGUUCAGAUACCAUUUCAGAGUAUUAAUAUAAAAAUAGCACAACUGAAUUCUAGCUGACCCAAAUAACACAUCUGUGAUCCUUCCUACAGUGAUCAAAUUUUUUAUAUAUUCUAAGCUAGGAAUUAUUUUAUUUCUAAUUAUCAUUUCUGUGAUCCUAAAAAUAUCUUAUCAGAAAAGGCCUAUUUUAAUCUGAUUACCCUGUUUUAACUUGGAUAGCUGUAGCUAAUUUCUUAUUAUUUCUAUAUUGGAGGAAUUGCUGGAAUUCUUAGUGUUUUUAAAGCUCCUGGGUACACAAAGGGUAUAAAAAUACUGAUUUGAAGGGUAUAAAAAAAGGCACCCGAUGUUUAUAGCAGCAUUGUCUACAAUACCCAAAUUAUGGAAAGAGCCCAAAUGUCCAUCACCUGAUGAAUGCAUAAAGAGGUGUGGUAUGUGUGUGUAUAUAUAUAAUGAAAUAUUAUUUGACCAUAAAAAAGAAGGAAAUUUUACCAUUUGCAAAGACAUGGAUGGAGCUAGAGAGUAUUACGCUAAGUGUAAUAAGUCAGUCAAAGAAAGAAAAAUACCAUAUGAUUUCACUCAUUCACGGAAUUUAAGAAACAAAACAAAUGACCAUGGUGGGGGUGGAGGGAAGAGAGGCAAACCAAGAAACAAACUCUUAACUAUAAAGAACAAACUAAGGGUUCCUGGAGGGAAGGUGGGCAGGGGGAUGGGUUAAAUAGGUGAUGGGAAUUAAUGAGGGCAUUUGUGAUAAGCGCUGGGUGUUGUAUGUAAGUGAUGAAUCACUGAAUCCUACACAUGAAACAAAUAUUACAUUGUACUCUAACUAACUGGAAUUUAAAUCAAAAUAUGGAAAAGAAAAAA